AAGAAAACCAGAUUUGAUUUGCGGCGGACGCGUCCGUCCGUCCCCCCACCCUUUCCCCCUUCCCCCCGUCCGGCGGCGGGGGAGCCACAAAACUGAAACCGAUCGAUCGAACCGAUUCACACGCCACCGCCGCCGCCGCCGCCCUCCUCGCCGCCGACCUCGACUGGGUCCAGGGCCGCCGCCGCCGCCAUGGGGGACCUGGCCUCCACCUGCAAGGAGAAGCUAGCCUACUUCAGGAUCAAGGAGCUCAAGGACGUGCUCAUCCACCUCUCCCUCCCCAAGCACGGCAAGAAGCAGGACCUCGUCGACAGGAUCCUCGCCCUGCUCUCCGACGACCAAGCCCAAUGGCACCUUGGUCGAGGGAGGAAGAACGCGCCCAGCAAGGAGGCGGUGCUCAAAAUAGUCGACGACAUAUACAGCAGGAAGAUGCAAGUCCACGGUCCUCCUGACCUCGUGGUAUCUCCUGCUCAGAGCCAGCUGCCUGUCACGCCGGAUUUCAACCGCAUCAUCAAAGCUAAAAAGGAACAAUUGGGCCCUGACUCUGGCUGCCUUUGUGGUCAAUCCUUUGUUCUCGGGAAUGUGGUCAAGUGCGACGAUUGCCAGGUCCAGCAGCAUAUCGACUGUGUGCUGAUUCCAGAGAAGCCUGCAGUGGGUGUCAGACCUGAAGCUCCAGAGCAUUACUUUUGUCAGUUGUGCCGACUAAUCCGAGCAGACCCAUAUUGGAUUACUACUGGAAAUCCUUUACUACCUGUGAGACUGAUUACAAAUGAUGGAGUGAAUGUUCCUCAGAGUGUGGAGAGAACUUUUCUACUUACUCGAGCUGAGAGGGAGACUGUUCAGAGAGUGGAAUAUGAUAUUCAGGUUUGGUGUAUGCUUCUGAACGACAAAGUUCAGUUCAGGAUGCACUGGCCUCAGAAUGCAGACUUACAAGUGAACGGUAUACAAGUGCGAGUAGUUCCCAGGCCUAGCACUCAGUUACUAGGGAUUAAUGGACGGGAUGAUGGGCCGGUGAUAACAACCUUUUGCCGAGAAGGACAGAAUAAAAUAGUUUUAUCAAGUGAUGAUGCCCGACCAUUUUGUUUUGGGAUCAGAAUUGCAAAGAGGAGGACAGUUGACCAGGUUCUAAACUUGGUGCCAAAGGAAGCUGAUGGCGAGUCUUUUGAGGAUUCUCUUGCUCGUGUUUGUCGCUGUCUCAGAGGUGGAAAUACUACAGAUGAUGCUGACAGCGAUAGUGAUUUGGAAGUGGUUGCCGACUUCUUUCCUGUCAGCCUGCGUUGUCCUAAUAGUGGAUCCCGGAUAAGGACUGCGGGAAGGUUCAAGCCUUGUGCUCACAUGGGCUCUUUUGAUCUGCAAACUUUUGUAGAGCUGAAUCAACGGUCACGAAAGUGGCAAUGUCCAACAUGUCUGAAGAAUUAUUCUAUUGAGAGCUUGAUCAUUGAUCGGUAUUUCAACCGGAUCGCUUCUCUGGUUCGGAAUUGCGGUGAAGAUGUCACUGAGAUAGAUGUGAAGCCUGAUGGCUCUUGGCGUGUGAAGGGUGAUGUUGAAGAUAUAAAAUUGUCCCUGUGGCACCUGCCUGACGGCUCCCUGUGUGAACUGAAACAAGACGCUAAACCUGUUGCUGGUGAUGUAAAAUCUGAAGCUUCAAGAAUUGGCAGCAAGGGAAAUCUAGGCCUUAAUGGAUUGUGGGAAGCUAGUAAAGCUGUUGACAUAAAGCCCUCAAAGCCUAUGAGCAGUAGCCACACUGGAAUUUACAGGGAUGGGGACUACCUAAGUGUGAGUGAGUGCAGCACGCAAAUUGGUGAGAUGUACAGAGUUGAUGAUAGACUACAGCAACAGCUCGAAGAUGCAGAUGUCAUUGUUCUCAGCGACUCCGAUGAUGACAAUGUUGUGACAGUGUCUCCACCAGCUGCCUAUAGUGAUGUUGGUGGUUUGGGAUUUGCUCCCAUUUCUGCGCCAGGAGUUGCUGAAAGUUACCAGGAGGGUGGUGUAGUUGGGGGCCUUGGCCUUGAUUUGUUCAACGACAACAGCGAUAUUUUUGACAUAACUUCCUGGUCUGCGCAACCCCAACCAGAGCAAGGGUUCAAUUUUUUCGGAGCUGAUGUUCUACUUGGUUCUCACAAUUCAUCUGAUGCAGCGCCAAGUGCUUAUACCCUUGGCUGCCAUGCUGGCUCUAGUGACACUUCCAUGGUUCGAGAUCCUUCUACCUGCCAUGUACGCACCAGAAGCUUGGUCGAUAACCUGUUGCCUUUCGGCAAUGAUGAUUCUUCUCUGCGGAUUUUUCUUCCUAUUCAACCAUCUGGCGUUCCCGUUCAGGAAGAACGGAAUGGACAUGACAACAUGUCAAAUGGGGUCCAGCCUGUUGAUGACGAUGAAGACGAAGAUUGGAUAUCUCUUACACUUGCGGCGGGUGGAGGUAGUAAUGAACAGUCUGAGGCAGCAGAUACGGUGAGCACACAAGCACAAAUCGCAGUGGAAGAGAGAAGGAUGGAACCAGCAGACACGCUGAACCCACAAGCACAAAUGACGGUGGAAGAGACAAGGAUGGAACCAGCAGAUGUGUUGAACCCGCAAGCGCAAAUUGCAGUGGAAGAGACAAGGAUAGAACCAGCAGAUGCGUUGAACCCACAAGCACAGAUUGCAGUGGAAGAGAGGACGGAACCAGCAGAUGCGUUGAGCCCACAAGCACAAGUUACAGUGGAAGAGAGAAGGAUGGAACCAGCAGACAUUGUUAACCCACAAGCGCAAAUUGCAGUGGAAGAAAGAAGAAUGGAACCGGCAGAGACGUCGAACCGACAAGCACAAGCACAGAUUGCACUGGAAGAGAGAAGGAUGGAACCAUUGAGUGAUGCUGAAGGCUCGCCUCCCAGCUUGAAUGAUGAGAGGCGUAACAAAGGGAAUUCAAAAACAAGGGCUGAAAAGAUAUUUUCUCCUCCGCGGCAGCCUCGAUCCGUCAGGCCUCGACUAACGACACAGCAGUGACGUUGAGUAGUUCUUCUUUCUUACUUUGGAUAGCUGUGAAAUCAUGAUGUACUUGUGGCCGAUGUAAAGAAGAACCAACAUGAAUGUUUUCAUAGUUUAACCUGAUGUAUAAACUACAGAAGUUUCAAGUGCUGGAAAUGAGGGUGCGCCUGAAGGACAUCUGACGACAUAACAGGAAGUGAGCAAGGAAGGCUUGAUAGGUUUUGUGGCAGUCUGCUGCAGCAUAUUGUACAUUUGACCACCAGACUAUAUAAAAAUAUAUAUGUGCUUUGCCGAAAUGGAAGGCAAACAAAUAGAGAUGUGGAGGUUUGUGUAUCACUAAAUUGUAAUUAGGGGUUGGCUUGUGUGUUGCUAAUAUUGAGUGAGAUGCCCUAGUAUACUUCCUACUCUUUCCGGAAAUUAAAUUAUUUUUUCAUGUUUACUAUUAUUACAUUCUUUUUUCA
Messenger RNA from Triticum urartu, 3422 nucleotides. RefSeq names its product E3 SUMO-protein ligase SIZ1. Lineage: Eukaryota; Viridiplantae; Streptophyta; Magnoliopsida; Poales; Poaceae. The record is from RefSeq and is a predicted model, not a curated record. Gene Ontology annotation, biological process: protein sumoylation. Gene Ontology annotation, cellular component: chromatin. Gene Ontology annotation, molecular function: SUMO ligase activity; zinc ion binding.